Molecule: messenger RNA, 433 nt
Organism: Neopsephotus bourkii (Bourke's parrot)
Lineage: Eukaryota; Metazoa; Chordata; Aves; Psittaciformes; Psittacidae
Gene: LLPH
Product: LLP homolog, long-term synaptic facilitation factor
Exons: 2
Coding region: 35-382 (115 amino acids)
Biological process (GO): dendrite extension
Cellular component (GO): nucleolus
Molecular function (GO): RNA binding
Source: RefSeq, a predicted model, not a curated record
CCCUCACCGUGUCCCUCUUCCCCCCCCUCAGGCCAUGGCAAAGAGCCUGAGGAGCAAAUGGAGGAGGAAGAUGCGGGCGGAGAAGAGGAAGAAGAACGCGCCCAAGGAGCUGGAGAGGCUGAAAAAGAUCCUGGGAACCAACGCUGAUGUCCUCAUGGAGGAGGUCAAGGAGGUGGCGACUGUGGUGCCGCCCCAGAAGGCCCUCGAGCCGCCGGGCGGUGACUGCAAAAUGGACGUAGAUAAUAAACGGAACAAAAAAACUCUUCUAGACCAGCAUGGACAGUACCCAAUAUGGAUGAAUUCCAGGCAGAGAAAGAAGCUGAAGGCACAGCGUAUUAAGGGGAAAAAAAAGUCAAAAUUGGCCAAAGGCCUAGUCUGGUAAAAUUGGAGUUUUGUAAGAUCAUGGAUAUUUUACUUGCAAAAUAAUUUUCCC